Molecule: messenger RNA, 1677 nt
Organism: Cucurbitaria berberidis CBS 394.84
Lineage: Eukaryota; Fungi; Ascomycota; Dothideomycetes; Pleosporales; Cucurbitariaceae
Product: thioredoxin-like protein
Exons: 3
Coding region: 1-1677 (558 amino acids)
Biological process (GO): cellular response to stress; cell redox homeostasis; hydrogen peroxide catabolic process
Cellular component (GO): cytosol
Molecular function (GO): thioredoxin peroxidase activity
Source: RefSeq, a predicted model, not a curated record
AUGAGUGCCCUUGGUCACGUUCGUAUCGGGCAUAAAGCUCCAUAUUUUCGCUGCGAGGCAGUCGUUGGUAGCACCAUCGAAGAGGUGUCCCUCAGCACCUAUAUACACCCUUCUGUUACGGGCUCCACACCAAAUCCUGAUGCCCCCUGGCUGAUCAUUCUAUUCAUUCCCGCUGCCUUUAGUUUCGUCUGUCCCACCGAGGUUCUCGCUUUCCAAAACUGCCAUGAUGAAUUCAAGGACCGGAACUGCAACGUCAUCUUCGUUUCCGUUGACACCAAGCAUUCGUUAUGGCACUGGCAGAACGUGCCGAGGCAGUAUGGCGGGCUGGGCAAAAUCGAUAUCCCGUUGCUGAGUGAUGCGAAUCAUCAUUUGAGCAGAGACUAUGGAGUGUUGAUUGAGGACGAGGGUGUGAGCUUGAGGGGCAUGUUCAUCCUGGAUGGUGAAGGCAUUGUACAGCAAGUCACACUAAACAACCUCACAGUAGGUCGUAGCGUACUGGAAGCUCUCCGCCUUCUGGAGGCCUUUCAAGCCGUCGCCAAACAUGGGGUCUUAUGUCCGGUCGACUGGAAGCCCAAUAGCAAUACCUCGGACACCAUCAGUACGAUAUCCAACACAUUAACGGAAUCGUAUGACGAUAGGCUGGCUAAUCUCCAGAAGGAGUUCGGGGAUAUCAAGGUCACUGACCUUGACGCUAAGCACGGCAGCGAACCCAAUAGUAGGAAGAGCAGCGAAGAAGCUCCUUCUCCAGGGCCGCCCAUCAAAGCUGCCAGUCCGAGUCCGGUGAGAUCGAACAGCAUCCAAGAAGUAAUCUGCGAACGGCCCAAUUUUACCAAUCCGACCUCCACCUUCAAACAGGGCUAUAACCCCCGCGUGAUAAGUCCACCACCCUUAACUCCUUCAAGCUCAUCCCAGUCCGUAAAGCCUACCUCCGCACCACCCAGCGCAAACCCUACCCCCGUCCCAACCCCCAACACGACUGGCCCUCCUGCACUCGACAUGCCUGCGUUAGGUCCCCCGCGUCAUACCCGAGGUACGAGUUUCCAUUUAAACAUGGAUCACCGUUACGUCAAUACUCUCUUCUCAUCUCCUUCCGAUGCUCCCUCCAUGUUUCAAACCCUCAUCAGACACAUUUCCUCGCCCACUGACUCGUUGUCAGGUAACUCCACUCCAUCGUCUACGCCACUCAACCAAGCCAAAUCACCUGCGGCAUUCUUUCCGACGCGCUUGGCCAAGCACAAUACGUAUGAGACGCGCCAUGGCAGUCACAUUAUACUGGAAUUUGCGGAUCCGACGUCCAGCCCGACAGCGAGUCCAAGCGCGGGGUCUGCACCAUCAUUAUCACCUCCAGUGCAUCGCCAGCCGUCCUUCAGUCGAGGUAACUCGCCGGCACUCAGUCGCGCCACGAGUUGGGGGGGAACAUCGGUCACCAACGGAUGGGCGAGGAAGAGCUCAGAUCCUACAAAAGAGACUGCAUCAACCCCAGCCCGGGCAAGCAGCCAGACGAGAUUGCAGGCUACGUUCGAAACGAUCAAGAAGAUGAGUGCUGGAUUGGCGAGCCCAAGGCUGGAAGCUGUUACCAGGAGGAGUUUUGGAAGGAGGGGACCAGAUACUGGGACAGGAGAGGAGGCCAAAUCACCAGGUUACUUUGAUGUUGUUGUCGAGGCCGUGGAGACAUGA